GCAAGCGCAAGUAAACAGUGCGCAAGCGCAAGUAAACAGUGCGCAAGUGCAGGUAGACAUGGCCGUGGAGGACUUGCGAAAGGCCAAACAAAAAGGAGAUGAGCAGAAGGUGCAAAAGGCGAAGGAGGAAGUGAAAGAUGCGAAGGAGGAAGUGAAAGAUGCGGAGGAGAAAGUGAAGGAGGCGAAGAAGGAGGUGGAGGAGGCGAAGGAGGAAGUGAAAGAUGCGGAGGAGAAGGUGGAAAAGGCAAAGACGGAGGCGAAAAAGGCGGAGGAGAAGCUGGAGGAGAAAGCCCAGCAGGAGAAGGCUAUUCGCUGCACAGCUUCAGUGUUGUCACAGUUCUCCCGAAAGAUGCACAAAAAGAUGGAAGCUACUUCACAUAUCUUCACAUUCUACGGUUCGAACUCAGUUCUGUUUCUUCAGUGAACCCUCAGUAUGCCUCCCAAAGAUGAAUGAAUCCCAAAUCACCUUACUGGAGAUGUUCUGCUCCAGGUGCCAGGCUUGGAGAAGGCAAAAGAGGAAUCCUUACCCUUACUUGAAAAGUUUGCCGGAGAGUUGGAUGAUCUUGAAGAGCGCUUCUUGAACAGCCGCAUCAACAACAUAGAAGACAGGCCUUUCUUGGAGAGGGAUGGAGCGAUUCAAAGCAUCGUGGCAGAGAUGAAGAAGACGCAGCGGCUGAAAAUUAACAAACCAAGAGUCGUUUGUUUGUGGAGCCCUCGAGGGACGGGAAAGAGCUCAGUCAUUCGACGCCUGGCCAAGAUGGAUGAAUAUGCAGAAAGCCGUCGAUGUGGACGCCUUCUGGUGUUUGACGCACAACAGAUGAAUGACCUUCAAGAGACGAAAUGUUCUACGCUUGUCUCUGCCAUGGUCCUGUGGCACCUUCUGCAGCUGCUUGACGGUUACGGCGUCAAAUUGGCAGGGCAGGUGGUCAACUUCAACCGCAUGAAGUUCACCGAUGUGGUUGAACUCGUAAAACGUAGUUCAACACCUUUAACUGGUCGUUUAAGCAGCUUUGAGGCUUGGGUUAGGUCAUCUUGCAAGAUGGAGCGCGAUGUUUUCAAGCAGUGGUGUUUGGUAACGGCUGCAGCCUUCAACGCUCAACAGGACUGUGCUUGCUUGGUGUUGUUGGAUCAGACUGAGCUCCUUGUCAAACAAAGGCUGGGUCAGCCAAGCUCCUUUGGCGGAAGCAGAUCAAGGUUCACCGAAGUGUGUAGCCAGUUUCCUCAGCAGAUGGCUGUUUAUUGCACAGGCACCGUCAAUAUACAGCUUGACUUACCCGCAGCGGAGUACACACGUCUCUAUAUUAUGUCUUUACCAGCUCUUCGGCCAUUAUCUUUUGAAGGUGCCAAAGAAGCCAUGGUACAGUGGGGAGGGACACAAUACGGCGAGGAGGUGCUUGAUCAAAUAUAUCUUUUCUCUGCUGGGGUCCCACGACUUCUGGAAUAUGUGUUUCAAACAGAUGGUGAAUUAAGAUCAACUUUUGAGAUUGCAUUCAAUGCCAUGUCCGAAUGUUUUGAAAGUUCCUAUCGAUCUGCAGCGCCUUUCUUUGAUCAACCAAAUGCGGCAUUGUCGCUGGUUCUUUGCUCAGCAGUUCGUUGGAACGCAACCGACAGUGAGCUUGUGCCGGGCACAUCGAAAAGGUGGCUAGAUAUUUUCAACGCGGGAGCCGCAUUUCCAAAUGGCGCUUCUGUGUUGGUUCCGCUCGUUUGGUGGUUUCGUGAUCAGAAAAGACGGAAACUGCUGGCUCAAAAGGCCCGAGAGUUGAACAUCAGCCUCGAAGGUCUCUUGCCAGAUCCUGCCGAUUUGCUUCAGGCUCCACAACAAGGCCCGCUUUCCCGAGGGACACUGUGGGAAGAGCAGGUUUGCAAUGCUUUGGCCGCCCGUUUUUAUUUGUAUUGCCUGGCAGAUCAAAAAACUCCAUGCGACACCUACAUACCUUUUCUAGAUAUCUAUCCUACGACAGACGACCAUUUACGCAGUGUAUUGGAACAAUUCAGUGUUUGCUGGAGUGACGGGGUCGAGUAUCCAAAGAAGGAAGCAAGUGUCCUUGACAGGGUCGGGAAGGCCAUCAAAUGCAACAAGAAUUUCAAGAGUGCUCACCAUGACUUGCUGAUCCCUGUGAAGCGAAUUGAAACAGGACAGCUGGAGUACAUAGCCGCACAGUGCCGUUGCGGAAGUCCCAAAACUGCAGCAGAGUUGACUACAACAUACCAGGACAAAACCAGAAAACCCAGGACCAGUGACCCGAGCUCGGAGGUUCCUGACAUGACGAAUGUACUGUUGCAAAUUUGUUCCACAAGUGAAGGGACGCAGAAGUUCCAGAAAGCUACACCCUGGGCAAAGCGGCAAGAGGAGAAGAGAUAUUCACUGAUGAGCUGUAAAGCUAUCAUUGCGCAGCUUCACAUGCUCCGCAUCUUGUGAUACAACGGCGACGGAGCCGCAUGUGGACAACCGAAUCAUGUAGCUAUGGCUUUAGCGUGGCAUGGCCAAAGUUGCCUCUUUAGUGAAGAUGCUGAGGCAUUUUGGAAAGCUUUGCUGCCUACCGACCGGAUUUUAAGUUGCCUACCGAUGAAUUUCUAUUUGUGACACCGAUGAUCAUGCAAACCUUGAUCCGGAGUAGCUGAAUGGCAGCUUAUUCUGCUCAAACCCCAUGCGCGCUCGAAUUCUUCAGGAGUGGCAAUGUGGUGGCGUACCAAUCGUAUCCUUACGUGUCAUCGAAAGGUGGAAGGGCAAGGCCAGUCUGUCUCCAUACCUUUCGUGAAUACAAACAAGAGACCACUUGCACCACAUAGUUUUUGCGAGCACGAGACACCAAUUUGCUCAGCCAAAGCCAAGAGAGUCAGCGUCGAUUGCAACAAGAUUUUGGGCAGCUCAAGAUGGAGAGAGAUCCCGUUUUUCCCAAAAGCAUCCGAUGCUUGGGUUCUCGUUUAGUUUGAGUUUCGGGGGCGGAGCGACGGUCGAUGGUAAAAAGGUUG
Messenger RNA from Durusdinium trenchii, 2973 nucleotides. The record is from the annotation of a GenBank genome assembly. Lineage: Eukaryota; Dinophyceae; Suessiales; Symbiodiniaceae.